AUGAAUGGACACUUUACCAGCGAUUACAUGAAUGUAAUUAACAAUGAAGCCGUUUGUGAUGAUUUAGUAGGUGAAGACGUAUGUAAUGACGAAGUUUUAGAUAAAACAUUUGCCCAUUUUAACUUAAAUUCCAAAUUAUUGGAGAUAAUAGGGUUUCUGGGUUUUACUAGACCAUCGCCAAUCCAAUACAAGGGUCUACCCCUAGGCCUUGAUGCUAAGGACUUGAUUGUGCAGUCGAAAAGUGGUACUGGUAAAACACUCUUGUUUAUAUUGAUCAUUUUAUCUAAAAUAGACGAUACUGGACUAUCGGUGAUAAUCGCUCCAACCAGGGAGCUCGUGGUACAAAUUCAUCAGGAAAUAGUAAAGUUUACAAGUUUGCUUGAUAAUUCCAUCAAACCUUUGUAUUCCACCUCUGGCAAAUCUCUUAAGAAGGAUAAAAAGGUUAUUUCGCAAGGAUGCAAAAUAAUUACCUCGACACCAGGCCGUUUGUUGGCUCUACUAAAACCUAUUGAAAAAAUGGGUUAUAUUAAGACGUUAGUGCUUGAUGAAGUGGAUAUGUUGAUGGAUGACCAAUUUCAAGAUCAAAUUGCCUAUGUAAUCUCAAAAAUAGUCACAGAAUAUACGCAAUUGAUUGCCACAUCUGCUACACUUCUUCCUCAAUUUGCUAGUAAAUUAGCGAAUCUUCUGCCAGAUAGGCAAUUAAUAAGUGUUUCAACAUGUCUGCCUUUUGUUAGACACUCGAAAUGUGAGGAUGAAUCGCCAGUGCUUAGGGGCAUAAAAUUUUGUUUCAUUAAACUAUCUCAGCAUGAACGUGAUAAAUUUAAAAGCUUGUUACAUGUGUUGGAGUCACUGGAAUUUAAGCAAGCAAUAAUUUUCUGCAAUAGAUCUGUCGAUGCAAUUAAUGCAUUUAACAAUCUAAGCAAUUUGGGUUACUAUUGCGAUUAUACUAGCUCAAAAGUUAGCCAUGGAGGGAGGAUGAGGUGCCUAAAAAAUUUACGCAAUAACUCAUGUAAAAUUGUCAUAUGUUCUGACCUUCUUUCUCGAGGAAUUGAUUCGUUGUUGGUAGAUUUAGUGGUCAAUUUAGAUGUACCCUUUAACAAACAAACAUUUUUACAUAGAUCAGGCAGGGCAGCCAGGUUUGGAAAAAGUGGUAUUUGUGUAUGUAUCGCAAGUUAUGAUGAGUGGCAGUCAUUGGAUUAUUAUAGGAUGUCCUUGAAGUUAUCUUUGUAUCCAAUUUCAGAAUUGGCUACCAAACGCUCAAAUGGUUCAUUUAAAUGUUCUCGAUUGGGAUUGCCCGUAAAUGCAUUUCACACCUUAAAUGACACUUGUACCACCAGGGCUGAUCAAUUUAGUCUGAAUGAGUUGAAUUGUUUUAACGGAAUCGUUGAACUUAGUGGAGCUCCAUUUGUCACAGUUUACAAUAUGGAGGGUCAAAUUGUAUUAAAUUUCGUUGCUAAGGAUGUUAAUUGGGUCAUUGAUGAUGUGUAUAAGUUGAUAUUUGGACUAGAUCCCAUAAAGCAAGCAAUAAACUCUGAAAUUAUAAAUAAAGUGUUCAUUUCAGGACCUUUAACAUCGUCAAUGCUACUAGUGAAGUUGCUACUGGAUGAGAGAAUCCCCAAUAAUAAUAACCACAGUGAAAAUACUCAAUUAUACAACAGAUUGUUUGCUAAUAAACAAACAAAGAAUAUUGGUUACAGUGAACUACCUAAUAUAAUAACUGACGCAACUGAUAACGAUGGGUGUAAUGUGCGCGAUUCUGCAUUGGGUUAUUACGGGACCACUCCACUCAAUAAAAAUGGUACAAUUCAUGAAUUGUACUAUAAAUUUAUGAGUCUCCACUUCACCAAGCAAUUAUCGUGCGUAAUCUAA
This is a messenger RNA of Babesia microti strain RI, 1869 nucleotides long. Its product is annotated as DEAD/DEAH box helicase. Gene Ontology annotation, molecular function: nucleic acid binding; RNA helicase activity; ATP binding. The transcript has 2 exons. Lineage: Eukaryota; Apicomplexa; Aconoidasida; Piroplasmida; Babesiidae. The record is from RefSeq and is a predicted model, not a curated record. The coding region runs from base 1 to 1869 and encodes 622 amino acids.